UCGUUGCUGUGCCCCACCGACUGAUGUGAAUUUUUUUUUUUGUAAAAACUACAAAUGUGAUAAAAUUGCCUGAAUAUUACACAAAAAUUGCAAAACGUGUAAUAAAAGUGUUUUUGUAGGGUUCCCAUUUUAUUAAAGAUUGUUUAUUCGUGCGGCGCGAUGGAGUGACAACCAUCGUUUCUCGUCGAUCGUGAAAUAGCUUUCGAUCGUAUUUUCGCACGUCCUGCAGACAAACAAUAGGGAGUUUUUGCUGCAGGAUUAUCGUGCCGUGUUGUUGUGCAAGAGUGCUAGGUGUCGAGGGGUGCGAAGGGAGUAUUGGUGCAGUGUGUGGUGCAGUGCGGGGUCGGUGCUCGUGGCGACAUGUAUCAGUGAGGCGAGGGUCUGGUCAUGUUGGAGACUCGGUCGGUGCGCGCCGCUGACUCGGUGUGGGCGAACAAGCCGCUGCCGGCGCCGCACGCGAUGGCCAACUCCAGACACGGGAAGAACACCCAGGAUGAUGUCUGCUACGUAGUCGCAAAGUAUGAUUACGCCGCGCAAGGCGCGCAGGAGUUAGACCUACGAAAGAACGAGCGAUAUUUGCUGCUCGAUGACUCGAAGCAUUGGUGGCGCGUGCAGAACGCGCGCAGCCAGUCUGGCUACGUGCCCAGCAACUAUGUCAAGAAAGAGAAGCCAUCCCUGUUCGAUAGCAUCAAGAAGAAAGUGAAAAAAGGUUCUGGUUCCAAAACCCUGCCCUCAAACAGUUCCCCAGUCCGUGGGGCAGCGGGCCCAGAGUCACCGGGGGCGCGUCGAGUGGAGCCCACCGAAGCUCUGGGUACUGCGGUGGUGAAGUACAACUACCAGGCUCAGCAGCCUGAUGAGUUGUCUCUGACGAAAGGCACCCGCAUUCUGAUCCUGGAAAAGAGCAAUGAUGGCUGGUGGCGAGGACAGUACCAGGGUCAUACUGGAUGGUUUCCAUCAAACUAUACCAGUGAAGAAGGAGACAGUGAAGAUACUGUACACACAUAUGCUAUGGCAGAGAAUGUUCUAGACAUUGUAGUGGCUCUAUACUCGUUCACUUCAAAUAACGAGCAAGAACUAUCGUUCGAGAAAGGCGACCGACUGGAGAUCAUCGAGCGACCGCCAUCCGACCCUGAGUGGUAUCGCGCGCGCGACAAUCGCGGACAAAUCGGUCUCGUGCCGCGCAACUAUCUCCAAGAGUUGGCAGAGUACCUCACGCAGCCGUACAGUGAAGCUAAUGAAGGUGGUCCGUCCGGUGCUGGCGCGGCGGCGGGCGGCGCGGCGGGUGGCGGGCCGGGCACACGCGGCGGUGGCGCGAUUGGGCGCGCGUGGUACUACGGCGCCAUCACGCGCACGCACUGCGACGCGCUGCUCAAUCAGCACGGACACGAUGGCGACUUCCUCAUACGAGACUCCGAGACCAAUGUGGGCGACUUCUCCGUGUCAUUGAAAGCGCCGGGCCGCAACAAGCAUUUCCGCGUGCAAGUCGAAGGCAACUUAUAUUGCAUCGGACAGCGGAAGUUUACAACGUUGGAUCAGCUGGUCGCGCAUUACCAGCGAGCACCAAUAUACACCAAUAAACAAGGAGAGAAGCUUUACCUCGUGCGUCCGCUGCCACGCGCGGCCGCGAACUGCUGAGCGGAAACCGUGCGAGGCUCUAUGUAUACCCUCCGGCGCGCGGAUGAACGACUGCGUUAGACCUCUCGCACACUCGUGAUACGAAUGUGAAAUGGUGACAUCGUACUUGUACUGAAGCUCAAUACAUGUGUGGUAUGUGGAUAUAGUGAAUGUGAAAGUGUAGGGUAAAAAAUCACCAGUGCGCGUCUAGUCUAAGGCUGAGGUCUGAAUGUGGCACUAGUUUAUCUGGAUGCUUGCAGCAUCAGUCUCAAUCACACGUGUUGGUGUGCGCUCGGGUCCUACACUGACUGUUCUGCAGGCAGUCACUCCAAUUUCUUGGAAAAGUAACAUAGAAUAUUGAACCAAGAGGUAAGCGCUUUGUUUCCUAUAGAAAUAGGUACUUAUUAAGUUUGUCCAAGAAAUUUUAGUGAAUGCCGAUUUAAUGGAAUCGAAUACAUUGCUUCUAGUCUCUCUUGUAGUUUUUUAAAAAUUAUAUUAACUAUUAUGAAAUAAAAUAAAUAAUCUUUUGUUUGAAAUGAUACUCAAUUAAACUAUUGUUAGUUGAUAAUAAAUACUUAAAAAUUUAGUUAGGUCUAAUAAUAAAUUUAUAUUAUGUGUAUUUUUUGGGGUAAAAAAAUGAAAUAUGUGAAACAAUGUAUUCAUUCCAUUUAAUCUAUUUGAGUUUGCUACUGCUGUAGUAAUUAGAGGAUACGCCAAGUAAAGGAACGAUGAUCCAAAAAUAUUUAGAUUUUGUUAGGGCUAAAGAAUCACUUUAUCAAAAUGACUGUAACUUUAUACCUUAGUAAAAUUUUGACAUAUAAUAUGUCAAAGAGGAAGUCACAAUUGCUUUUACACAUUAUAUAGUAAGAUAGCGCACAGUGUCAACAUUUGAAACUGUAUAUUAAAGUGGUCCAGCGUGAUUUACAUUACUACACAAAUGUGAGCAACGAAAAAUGAGUCAUUGGAACUAAAUGUACAGGUAACGAUGAACAAUGUGACAGGUAACAAUGAAUUUCUUGUUACCUGUCACAUAAUGUGUCAAUUAUAUUAUGUUGAAAAUUGUGGCAACAACGAAAAAUUAAAUUUUAUCUGUACCUUUAAAUUCUAAUGAUAUCAAAUAAUUGGGAUUUAAAGGUACAGGUAAAAUUUGACGAUGUGACAGGGAAUAAUAAAUCACCAUGUGCUAUCAACAACGUCGAAUCUGCACAUGAGCAGCUUUUCAGGAGAGCAACUGAGUAAAAAAGCAUGUACCAUAAGAAUGUUAUCCUAAUGGUAAGGAAAUCACAAUUAUUAAGAUGUCCAUUUCAAAACCCUAAAGGCCGAUUCACACCAAUUGCAUACACGUGACAAGUGCGUAGUGACGCGCGUAAACCCCUAUCACACCGGGUUAUGCAUACGUCUACGCUUUACGCAAGCUGUGUGCCAUGUUUCAUACAGUUCCAUACAUUACAACGCAAUGGUACGCGUUACAUCUACGCUUACGCCGCCUGUGUGAACGAGCUAUUAAGGCGGAAACUAACUAUCGGACGUGCCCGCGACAAAUAAGUGUGCAUAGUCAUUAGUUCGCUACUUUGCACAGGUUAGUGUUUAGUGUGCAUUUUGUUAUCCAGAUACCAAUAAGUCAUGGUGGUCAGCCACGUCCAGUAAUUUGUUUCGGCCUUUAGAAUAACAUUUUAAUGGUAUAUUUUAACUUAAAAUCGCUCUCCUGUAAAAUUGUGGAUUUUUCAGAUCCUACAUUGUUGAUAGGAUGUGACAAAAUUACUGUUACAAUAACUCGAGAUAAAUGUAACAUAUUCUAAAAGUGACAGGUAAAAGUAAAUAUUUUGCGAAAAAAUUGUUAGUAAUGAACGAUCUUUAGUAAAUAUUCAUGGAGUGGGAUAUAGUCGGCUGGGGUCCCUGUAUACAGUUAUGUAAUAUUACGUAGUUUAAUGCGGCGUU
Maniola jurtina (meadow brown) is the source of this 3552-nucleotide messenger RNA. It is a transcript of the gene dock, whose product is annotated as cytoplasmic protein NCK1. Gene Ontology annotation, molecular function: protein binding. The transcript is spliced from 7 exons. Lineage: Eukaryota; Metazoa; Arthropoda; Insecta; Lepidoptera; Nymphalidae. Bases 388 to 1635 code for a protein of 415 amino acids. The record is from RefSeq and is a predicted model, not a curated record.